GUUUACAUCAUUAUUCCAGAAAGAUCCACAGCUGGCUCGUCUGCCAGGGGCCGUCGGUGUCGCUCUAUUUAAGUGCGCAGGCAUAAGAGCCAGCAGUUUUCUGAGUGCUGCUAAGACCCAGACACAAAAUGGACAUCGCCAUCCAUCAUCCAUGGUUCCGUCGCUCCUUCUGGCCAUCCUUUUUAUCCAACCGAGUCUUUGACCAGCACUUUGGGGAGCCCAUCUCUGAGACCGAUGUGAUUCCCUCACUGUACUACCCACGACCUUUCUUUCAGCGCUGGCCAAGCUGGGUGAGCGGUGGCCUUUCUGAGAUGACUAUGGAAAAAGAUCGAUUCAUUCUACAUCUGGAUGUCAAACACUUUUCACCAGAUGAGCUGUCAGUGAAAGUCAAUGGAGAUUUCAUUGAAAUUCACGCUAAACAUGAGGAUCGUCAGGACGAUCACGGUUUUGUCUCCCGGGAAUUUUUAAGAAAAUACCGUGUCCCUGCUGGUGUGGAUCCAGCCUCUAUCACUUCUUCCGUGUCUUCAGAUGGCGUUCUGACGGUGACAGCCCCACGCAAGCACUCGGACGGCCCUGAGCGCACCAUUCCUAUCACCCGUGAUGACAAGCCCACCCUGGCUGGGCCUCAGAAGAAGUAAAGCUGCUAGACUUCCAUGUUA
Pimephales promelas (fathead minnow) is the source of this 659-nucleotide messenger RNA. The record is from RefSeq and is a predicted model, not a curated record. Lineage: Eukaryota; Metazoa; Chordata; Actinopteri; Cypriniformes; Leuciscidae.